GGCCCUGACCUCCCCUUCCCCGGCCGCUGUCAAAGUUGACCGCCGGGCGCUGCGUUGCAAUGGAGAGAAGGGAAGAGGCGCAACAGCACCCGCUGCGGGGGAAGGAGGCGGAGGAGGAGGAAGAGGAGGAGGAGGAGGAAGGAAAGCGGGGGGAUUGAGAUCGCGCCUGUCCCAGCUGCUGGAAACCAGCGCCGCUGAUCCGCGCUCGCCUGGUGGCGGCUGCGCGCCCACGAGAGAAGCCGAUCGCCCCCAGAAAUGCCGCGCUGCUGCUGCUGAGAGGGAGACCCCGGCCACCCCCAGCGGCUCCUGGACGGGUCUGGGAGCGGCGGAAUUAGCCGGCAGAGCAGGGAAAGGCGGUGGGUGGGUGCCCUCUGCCUCCGAUCCUGCAGAGCCCCGAGGCGGAGCAGCCGAUCUCUCUCUCCCUCCCCCUCCCCCCCGCCUCGGCAGAGCUUCCGUUUCUCUCCACUCCCCCCCCCCCCGCCGCCUCUCCCUGCUCCUCCCGGCCUCUUUCCGAUCCUCCCCAGCCAUGACCAUUCCGGUUUUCACCUCAUAAAGAUGGCGGUGCGGGAUCACUGCAACCUUUAGACUCAUGACUGUCAGAAACAUCGCCUCCAUUUGUAAUAUGGUGAGUAUUACUUGCUCGGCCUGGCUGGGGGCGGGAGGGGCGCACGGGGCGGGGGAGAGAGCCGCACAAUCCUCCCCCGCACCCACUAAACACACACACACACUCACACUCUUCCGCCUCCCCCACCCCCUACAACCCACCCAGUUAUGGGGAGAUCGGAAUCCACAGAAAGGUGCGUGCAGAGAGGGCAAGGCUUCACACACACCCCGCCCCGAAUUGGUUGCCAGAGUUUCAGGCUUGCAAUCCUGGGCCACACUGAACUUGGAAGUAAAAGGCCCACUGCAGCCCAGUAGGACUUGCUCCCGAGUAAUCCCUUCCCAGGAUCGGGGCCAUUUUGGAAGGAGGAGCUGCGGAAGUCUGGAAAUGCAGGCGAUCUCUCUGCUGAUCCGGUGGGCGGGGUGCUGGAGGUGGGCAUCCGAACCAUGUGUGGGGAGGAGGGGGGCGUCCUUGAAAGUUUGCACAGUGUUGCUUUUUUUGCACAGGAGAAUACCGGGUGUACAGUGCUAGGUGCGGAUGAGGCAGGGAUCUGAAUAACUGGGUUUUGGAAACAAGGGAGGAAUUGUUUUUUUCAGCGUGCAAACAUGUUGGGCAGGUUCAAACAUGAACAUGUGAUUUCCGUCUGGGCAGUGCUAGUCCCUCAAGGAAGCAUGUGCUCCAAAAGGAACUGGUUCAAAUAAGAGUUGUUUAAGCUUCUGUGCAUAAGCCGAGCUAAGAGAUGUGGCCUUCAACCUGCCUCUCUUUUGAAUGAAAUGAAUAAAUCAGGAGUUAGAUGCAGAGCUUUGAUCAGUUUUGCUCUUCUUCGCUUAGAAAUUUAGUUAACCAGGAGGUUUUUGCAUUCAACUUAUUGACCGAAUGUGUCAACAUUUUCCAAACAUUUUUCUCCUUUGUAAAUUGGAAGCUAGGUGAUAAAAAAGUGUUAUUUAUCUGAAGGGUGGAGGAGAGACAAUGCAAACUAGUUGCAGGAAAACUUGUACAGUAGUAGCUCUUUAAUGAAUUGCAAUAUUUUGCAGGGUGUGGGCAAGUCCCCGCCCCGCAAAGGGUGAAAAGUCACUAGGUCCAGUGAGUCAUCUCCUUGUGUGUCUGUAGGUAACAAAUUGUGUGAAAAACAACUACCUAGAUCUUACUUGCUGUACCAGUGUGUACAUGCUUAGACUGGAGGGCAUCAAUAGCUAGGGAAAGAGGUAGUGGUAAAAACCACUCCUUAAGAAACCCUCCCUGCUCUCAGAAAAUCUAAGUAACUACCGUCAGUUGCUAAUCCCCCCUUCUUGGGCAAGGUUCUUUAGCGGGUGGUCACAGAUGAGAUCCAGGCACUCUUGGAGGAAACCGAUUUUCUAGAUUCAUUUCUGUUGGGACUUAGGCCCGGUUUUGGCACUGAAACUGCUUUGGUCGCCCUGUAUGAUGAGCUCUUGCCAGGAGAGAGAGACAGGAGAAAUGCGUCCUUGUUAAUUCUCCUUGACCUCUUACUGGCUUUCGAUACCAUUGCCCAUGGUUUCCUUCUGGAGUUUGAGUGGGUGGCACCCCUUUGCAGUGGUUCCAGUCCCACUUGGAUGGCUGUUUCCAGAGGGUGAUGCUUGGGGAACGUUCUUCGGCCCUGUGGAACCCUCAUUGUGGCCUCAGGGCCAGUGCUGUUUUGCUAGAAAAAGAGGUGUCAGGACUCACCAUGAAUACUUCCCUUGUUCUCUUAUAAUGGCAAUGACACUCAACUGAGAGAUGCCGGAACUGAAUUCUGGUGAGUUCUGAGCCAAAAAAAAGCUCUGCUCAAUUUAUCCCCUAUCAACAUGAGACCUCUGAGUGGGGUUAUCUGGAGUUUUGGAGCACAUGGUCAGCAAUCUGCUGAUGACACACAGAUCUACUUCUCCUUUACAUCUACAGCUGUGGCAUGGAUGUGUUGGAACAUUGCCUUGCCUCGGUAAUGGACUGGAUGAGAGCCAACUGAGGCACUGUUAGUGGGUGGUUCCCUUGACUGUAUGGAUGGGAGGUUGCCUCCUAUUGAUGGGGUUACACUCUCUGAAGGAGUGGGUACAUAGCUUGGGGGUCCUCCUGGAUCCUUUGCUGUCGCUUGAGGCUCAGGCGGCCUCAGUGGCGUGGAGUGCCUUCCAUCAACUUUGGCUGGUGGCCCAGCUGUGCCCCUGUCUGGACAGGGAUAGCCUAACCUCAGUUGUCUAUGCUCUGAUAACCUCUAGGUUAGAUUACUGCAAUGUGUUAGAUGUGUGGCUGCCUCUGAAGACAGUUCGGAAACUUCACCUGGUGCAGAAUUCGGCAGCCAGGUUGCUCACUGGGGUAAGAUGGUGUGUGAAUAUUACAUCGAUCCUGGCCUGACUGCACUGGCUGUCAAUUAGUUUCCAGGCCCAAUUCACAGUGCUGGUUUUAACUGAUAAAGCCUUGAACUGCUCAAGGACCACCUCCUUAUUUGUGGAAUGCUCUCCCCUGGGACGUUCAUCUGGCACCUUUAUUAUACAUCUUUAGGCACCAGGCAAAAAUGUUCCUCUUCAACCAGGCCUUUAGCUGAUGAACAGUCUAUGGCCUUUAAAACAUGUUGGGGGUUGUUAUGGGUUGGUUUUGUUCUUGUACUUAUUAUGUACUUUAUGGUUUUAUUCUGUAUUUGUAUGUCGUGAACUGCCAUGGGAUCUUUGGUAUAUAUAAUAAUAAUAAUAUAAUAUGAGAGCACAUCACAAAAUAUGAUGAUGGACCAGCCUUGUGGUCAGAACACAUGCUUAUAACAGGAAGUGUAAGACCUGAGUCCUCAAGCUGAUUCCUUCAUUGCUUGCUCAUUGAAGUCAAAAGGGGUUCUGAAAAUGUGGGCCUUGGAGCAGCCUGUAUUUCAUUUCUGCUUUGCUUUCUUCCUUUUGUGACAGAACUUGUGUGUGCUGUUAAGCAGUAAGCUGGUCUGGUUUCCUUGCCUUUAAUUUGGAAGAUACUCAAGAUGCAGUAGUAGGACAGGUUCUGAGACUCGCACAGCGCACACACACACACACACACACACACACACACCACUUGCCUAGAAGGACCAAUUUACUUUCUUAUUUUGACAAUUAAGUGACUCACGGUUGCAUAAACAUAUAGCAAAAAAAUGUGAUUUGGGAAAUAGAACGACGAUAAUAAACGUUCUGCCCUUCUCCUUAGUGGCCAAAAUCUACCUUUCAACAACAGAGGCUUGCAGCACCUCCAAGACUAAAAGUACUCCAAACUUAAUUUCUAAAGCUGAAAUCCUAUAUACCAUAAGCUUGCUUGGGAUUGUUGGUUUCUGCUUUCCUUCACUGUGCAGCUAGCAUGUCAUGAGACAGUUGUUUUGCAUUCCACAGUCAGAGGUACUGUUGGAGUUUCUCACGGGAAAGGGAGACUGGAUGUGACGUACACUGGUUUCCUGUUUUUUUCACUGUGUGAUUCUCUCCAAGCUGUCGCGGAGAGAGGAUGCAUUUUUCUGCUCAUGCAGAGGCAAGAUGUCUUUCUGUAAUAUACCAGCUUUGAACUGUAAAUAAAGCAAUUUAGAGUAUGUAACACAUUUUCCUCAUCCUUCCGCUGGGCAACCAGACUCUGCUUUAAAUCAACACGUGGUUAUGGACUCCAGGAGUCGAAUCGGAGUGCCGGCAAAGGAUCGGAAUGCAGAGGGACGGAUCGGAAAGGAAUCUGCUCUGCGCGUAGAAGUGAUUGAUGAGGUAUGUGCUACUGCUCCGGGCAGCCUGCCAGCUUCGAGUUAAUGGCUUUAUGGCUGGACUUUGAACGUUUAAAGCCGGUUUUGCAAAAGGCAAAAGGCUCCCAGGCACAAGUCACUAUGCUGGGGAAAUCGAAAGUAACUUUUAAGUGUGCCUUUGUAAUGAAGCAGCUGCAGCAGUGACGCAGCAAGAUUUAAAGCAGCAUAGAUAUGACGCUGAAGGCUAAUGCCAGAGUCAUGAUGGCCCUUCAGGAUGCUUGUGGGAUUCCUAAGCUCAACAAGAAAAAUUACAGCGACUGGGUUCAGUAUGCAGAGGCAAUUCUGCGGAAAGAGGGUUUGUUUGAGGUGAUUACAGGAACCCCCCCAGUUCCAGUUACAGAUGCAUGGGAAGCUAAGGAUUCCAAAGCAAGGGGAACUCUUACAUUGAUGGUAUCCCCAGAAGAGCUCUGUCUAUUGCGUGAUAAGACCUCAGCCAGAGAAAUUUGGGACGCUCUGAGAGAGGCUCAUUUAAGGACAGAAGCUGGAUCCACCAUGUUUUACUUCAACAAGCUGCACAAUAUGGCUCUUGCUGAAGGUGGAGAUGUACGUUUACAUCUGAUGGAGAUGCAAAAUCUGAGACAUGAGCUGCAACAGAGAGGACUCAACUUUCCAGAGGCUGUGUAUUCUUUCAUGAUACUACAAUCUUUGGGUUCAGGUUGGGAGUCUGUUGCAACCCAGAUUGCUGUGCAACCAACUGCUCAGCUGUCAGUGGACUUUGUUACUGCCGUGAUUUUAAAUGAAGCAGAUCGCCGGGGUGCCAGCUGCAUGGGCAAGGGGGAGUCUUCACAGACGUCAUCCCAUAGUGCAGUGGAACCACCAGAUGGCGCCAAAGCUUUGAAGGCAGUGAAAUGCUACACGUGUGGACGUCUAGGCCAUAUGAAGAGGGAAUGCAGACAUCCCAGGGCCAAGACAGAGCAGCGCAGCGAAAGCUCAUCGCGCGGAAAAGGCCGAGGCAAAGGCAAAGGUCCGGUGUCUAGGACAACGCAGCACAAGGCUAUGGUUUCACGCUUCACUCCAAAGGUUGCAGAGGUCCAGAAGACGUCUAAAUCUUUCUUCGUUGUUGAUUCAGCGGCCACCCACCACAUGUGCAACGAUAAGAAACUGUUUGUGUCUUUUACACCGCAGGAAGGUGCGAUUCACCAGGCGGAUGACCACACUAUUCCCAGUAAAGGCUACGGAACUGUUGUUCUUCACAGUUUGGACUUAUCGAUACAGAAUGUGCUUUACGUGCCAGACGCCAAACAUAAUCUGCUCAGCGUUGGACAGCUGAAUGAGCGGAACAUUGACGUUUCCUUCAAGAACAAGAAGUGCAUCAUCACAAAGAAAAAUGAUUAUGUAUUGCAUGCAGAAUAUGUUGAUCGUUUGUUUGUUUUGUAUUAUGAUGAUGUGGUGCAGGAUGACACUUGUUGCAUUGCAGGUUCUAACAAAAGUUUGCAUGCAGAAUGUAUUCACGAUUUUCAUCGCAAAUUUGGUCAUUUGCAUUUUGAGGCAGUAUCUAAAAUGCCUGCCUUGGUUGAAGGUAUGACUAUUAAACCCUGCAGGUACCACAUGAAGUGCAAAGCAUGCGCAGCAAACAAGGUGAAAAUGGCUGCGAAAGGUAAGGUGUCUAGUAGGAAAGCUACAGAACCAUACCAGGUUGUUCAUGCUGAUUUGGUUGGACCACUAUCGCCCUCUUUGGGUGGAAAUAGAUACUUCAUGGUUCUCAUUGAUGCAUUUUCUAGAUAUAUUUUUGUGUACAAUCUCAAGCAGAAAUCAGAGGCUUUUCCUAGGUUCAAGGAAUUCUGUGCUUGGUUGGAAAAUGUGCAUGGUAAGAAGAUAAAGACUCUUUUCAGUGAUCGCGGGGAAUUCACUUCUCAGCAGUUUGAAGCUUUUCUGACUGAGAAAGGAAUUCAACACGAUUUGUCUAGUCCUCGCUCGCCAUGGCAGAAUGGACUUGCGGAACGGGCAAAUCAGACUUUGCUUCAAGGGUUAAAAACCUUGCUGCAUGAUGCCAAUCUUCCAGAGAGUUAUUGGGCCGAAUCUCUCUCGUGUUUUGUUUACAGUUACAAUCGCAGGCUAUCUUCAGCGAUUUGUUGUACCCAAUAUGAGAAGAUGUUUGGCAAGAAGCCAUACAUCAAACACAUGAAGAUUUUUGGUUCUGACAUGUGGGUUCACUCACCACAAAACUCCAAGUUAGACAAGCGUGGAUUGCAUGGUAUCUUUCUAGGUUAUCAGAAAGGGUCUUACAGAAUAAUGAUGACUGACUCUAAGACAAUUAAGCUCACGAGAAGUGUUGAGUACAAUGCAAAGUGGGGGAGACUGUGGGAAUUUUCCAAUGUUAUCCUGAUGACGGUGAUGAGACUGAGGAUAGUCAAAAGCAACCACAACAGCCCACACCCACUGAUGAAGGUUCUGAGUCUGAAUCUGAAACUGAAUCGGGUGAUUCAGAGGAUUUCAAGAGUGCGAAAGCCUCUAUGCGACCCUCUGAAAGCUCUGAUCAAGAAUUGGAGGAACCAUUGUUCACAAUAGGUCGUUUUUCUCCUAAGAAGGAAGAGGAGAGUGUUGAAGACUUAAGGCUAAUUCGUAGGUCACAGAGAGCUACAAAAGGCAAACCUCCAAAGAGAUUUGCUGAUGAGUUUGCUAAGAUAGCAGUAACAGCUGUUAAAAGCUCCAAGAAGGUAUUUGAACCUUCAAGUUUCCAAGAAAUCCAGGGUUUGGAUUCAAAGGAAGCUGAGCCAUGGUUAAAUGCCAUGAAGGCUGAGCUUGAUUCCUUAGAAAGGAACAAAACAUGGGAGCUAGUUCCAGUAGUUCCAGGAAUGAAACUGCUUGGAAGCAAAUGGGUUUUCAAAGCGAAGACAGAUCAAAAUGGCAAGAUAGUCAGACACAAAGCCAGAUUGGUAGCCAGAGGUUUUGCACAGGUACCAGGUGAAGACUAUCACGAGACCUAUUCACCCACAGUGAGAUAUGAAAGCAUUAGGCUUAUGCUUAAGCUAGCUGCAGAGGAAAAUCUACACAUUAGUCACCAUGAUAUUAAUACAGCUUUUCUGUACGGAUCUCUAGAUGAAUCACUUUAUAUGCUUCCACCUGAUGGCGUACAGGUAAAACAGGGAUUUGUUUGUGCUCUGAAGAAAUCCCUUUAUGGUCUCAAACAAAGUGCACGGUGUUGGCACACAAAACUCACUGAAGUAUUGUUUUCUCUAGGUUUUCAGCAAGGAAAAGCUGAUCCAUGUGUAUUUGUCAAAGAGGAGGGGCAAAAGAAACUGUACUGUUUGUUUUAUGUUGAUGAUUUAUUAUUUUUUUUGGAAAGAUGUCGCAAUGUACAAUAGCGCCCUAGCUCAACUGAAAGAGCACUUUGACAUGAAAGAUCUUGGUGAGGUAAACAACUACCUAUCUCUGGAAAUAGAGAGAGAUCAAGAUGGUAACAUUCUAGUACACCAGUCACGGAAAAUUGCUGAUGUGUUAAGCAAACUAAAUCUGAUGGAUGCUAACCCUGUAGACACACCGAUGACAACAGGUUAUCAGGUAGAUGACACUGAAGAAGCAUUUUCUGACACUACACUGUACAGGAGUGUGCUAGGCAAGCUAAACUUCAUUGCCAGAUGUUCAAGACCAGACAUUGCUAUUAGCUGUAAUUUGCUAAGCAGACAAGUCAACAAUCCUAGUGUCAAGGAUUGGAAAGCUCUGAAACGCAUAGCGCGGUAUUUGAAAGGCACUAUGCAUUACAGACUGAGAUUUAACAAUCAGAAGUCUGGAGGUCUUGAGAUAUUUGCAGAUGCAAGUUUUGGAAGUGACACUACAGACAGGAAAAGUACGUCUGGAGUUUGCUACAUGUACAAUCAGAGUCUGUUUGAUUGGUCAUGCAAGAAGCAAACAACAGUUAGCUUAAGUACUUGUGAAGCCGAAUUGAAUGCACUGUCUUAUUCACUUAAGGAUUGUGAAUGGUUAGUACAAUUGUGCAAAGAUAUGACAAUUCCUGUCAAAUGUCCAAUCCAGGUUUACCAGGACAACAAAGCAUGUUUGGUUUUGCUGAAGUCUGAAGGUUGUAAGCAAAGCACAAAGCACUUGCAAUUAAAGUUGCAGCAGGGAUAAGUCCCACUGUACUCAAUAACCCUUUCCCUUCGAGUAGACAUGUAUAGGAUUUCAUUGUAACAUAUUUAUUAGGGCAUUACUUUUCAUCUACUAGCUAGAGUCUGCAUUACCAGAUACAUGAAGUGUUAUCCUCAGUUGACUGGUGGUGUGUGUGUGUGUGUGUGUGUGUGUGUGUGUGUGUCUUAUUGUUGACAUUUUAUUACAUUACCCUCCUUUCAUCUGAAGGUUCCAGGGUGGAUUACAACAUAUGAAAAUACAAUAAAAUUAAAAUAGCAAUAAACAUCAACAAGCUCGCCCUUAAAAGGGUAAUUCCAUACAUGUAUAUAUAUAGAGAGAGAGAAAAUUUGUAAACUUGUGUGUCCAAAUGGCAAAAUAAUAAUAAUAUGCAGUUUGUGAUAAUUCUGUGUAAAGCUGUAGGUAAGCAAAGUGAUCUUCACAACAACAGUAAUUGGUGCUGUGAUCUAAACCACAGAGCCUAGAGCUUCCCGAUCAGAAGGUUAGCGGUUUGAAUCCCCACGACGGGGUGAGCUCCCGUUGCUUGGUCUCAGCUCCUGCCAACCUAGCAGUACGAAAUCACAUCAAACUGCAAGUAGAUAAAUAGGUACCGCUCUGGUGGGAAGGUAAACGGCGUUUCCGUGCGCUGCUCUGGUUUGCCAGAAGCGGCUUAGUCAUGCUGGCCACAUGACCCGGAAGCUGUCUGUGGACAAAUGCCGGCUCCCUCAGCCUAUAGAGCAAGAUGAGCGCCGCAACCCCAGAGUCGUCCGCGACUGGACUUAACGGUCAGGGGACCCUUUACCUUUAGCUUUUCACAUAGCAAUGUGGGUUGAAUCCACGUGGCCCCUUCCAACUCUGCAAUUCUGAGCAGGGGCUCUGUCUACUGAAGUGUGUGAGAAACUGCUUGGGGAGAUGCAAGCUUUUUAUCCAGUACCUAGUCUUGAAAUGGGUUUUGUGUAUGUUUUACGGCCUAUCCCUGGGUGUAGCCAGGACUUUUGUUGGAGGAGGCAGGACUUUGUUUUGCGGGGGGGGGGGGGGAUCCCACAUGAUUCGCCAGUGAGUUAAGUAUUUCUAUUGUUUUACUUGAACUGGAGGGAGCAGCUGCCCCCUGCGCCCCCCAUGGCUACGCCCAUGAGCGCAUCUGCAUGUUCAGCAAAUGUCCACAGUGCAGUCUUCCUAGAGCUGUAAAAUGCGUGUGGAGGAUUACAUGUUUGAACGAUUCCCCCCAUUUAACCAUUUUUUUCUGUGUUAGAGAAAAGGCGGUCAGCAUAACAUGGGUGGGUUCUUUUGCUUCCCUUCAUGUGCCGCUUGAUGAUUCUGUAGUUGGAAGAGCAAUAACAGAGACUCCUUUCUUCCUUUGAAGCGGUAGGAAGCCGCCUUGAAACAGUAGGGGGGCACAGAGAAAUUCCUCACAGUGCAAAAACAUUCUUGGGAUUUCUUUGUUGGGGGCAAACAAAAAUCAGGCCUGUUUGGGUCCCAUGGAAGCUCUUGUCCCCCAUCCUCACUUUCAGCCUCAAUUACAAAAAGCUCCAUGGCUCUACUGCCCUCCUGCCACAAACAAAGCAAAACACCAACAGCAACAUCCCAGACAUGAGAGAAGGCUUUGCCACUGCUCUGCAUGUGUUGCAACAGAACAAUGGGCUUUGAUGAGUUGGAACAGAGACUAAAUGGGGCAUAGCAAUCGCUUUUAUAUUUGUACAGUAUGCCACAUCCUUCACUGCCCUCCAUCCAGAGAAGCCAUAGGAUUUCUCAGAGUUCAAGGACAUAUUCCAGACAGGCAGAAGCACUCGAGGAAGGUUGGUGCAGGGCUUGGUUCAAGAGGAUUUGUGGCCUGGAGAAAGUCCCAAGGGUCUGUGUUUUCUCCAUCCCUGGGAUAAAAAUUAAAAUAAAAUUACAUAAAAAACAAAAAUAAUGCUGGGAGCCAAAUCUGACUGCUGGGGCUUUUGAUUGCCGGUUUAGGGCUGCAAAAUCUUUAGUCAAAAUGUUUGCUUCAUUAACUUGUAUUUAAGGAGAGGUGGAGAAAUUGGCUUUGACUGUGGCAUUUGAAACUGGAGUGUACUGUUUUUGUUCCUAUGUUUUGUAUUUUUGUGUUUGUAUAUUGCAAACCACCCUGCGAUUGUUGGAGGAAGGGCGGUAUAGAAAUUUAAUAAAUAAAAAUGUUAAGAAUAAAAGGAAGUACCCAAGUACAAUAUCUGGAGCCAUUCCUCAGAACAUCUUUCUGUUUUAGUUUACAUCCCCCCUUAUUUUCAGGUUCUUGCAGGAGCAGCUAGAUACAGUCACUAUCUUCCCUCCUUGCGGCAAGCCUGCAUGUCCCUUGCUGAUGAUGUCAUAUGCACCACUCAUCAGUGGUGGACAAUGGAGCCUACCUAUAAUGUAAUGCACCUCUGAGCCUGUGGGGUCUUGACCUUCCUGGGGUCACUUGCAAGGCUAUUUGAGAGUCAUGAGCACUAUCCUCUCCUCUUUCUUGCCAAUAUUUUGUUGAAAUGAGUUUUCUCAGUUGCCUCCAUUGCCAGAAACAGCCGUACAGAGAACUGUUCUGAGGUCCCCAGUCACACCCAGCUUAAAAGGUUGAGAAUUCCUGGAAUAAGCGAUACUAUUUAAGAAACCAUAUAUUUGACUGGGAGGAAAGAAUCCUGGACUCUCCUAUUGAUUUUUGUUUUGUUUCACUUGGAAACAUUAUGUUAUCAUGUGCAACUGUAAAUUGAGAAUUAACGCUGGGGAAUUAGACAUAUUGAAUUUGGUUUGUCAGAGCAACCAGAAGGAUCCUUGUUUAGUUACCAUUGGUUGCCUGAAGAUUAUCAUUUUUACAAGAGCGAAUCCUCAUGAUGGAGAGCAUUUACACCACUCCUGAAAUGGCAGAAUUUAUUCGGACUCUUGUGGGGAUAUAAGGAUGAAGCUUGUAAUUCCGACAAGUAAAUAAAUAAAUCUAUUUUCCAGUAUAUUAAGUAGAAAGGAGGUCUGCCCCCACCAAAAAGAAAGGAUCCUUCAUGUCAAGGAUAUUGGGGCUCAUCCAGACUUUCUUUUGCACCAUGCUUUCCAGGCACAGGUCUGUGAGACCUUUGUGUCUGAGCAGUUUUGUUGUCUCUGGGAAAACCUGUGUUUUACUGCUGAAUCACAGCAAAUGGCAAUUCACAGAAAACCUGGUUGUUGUUUGCUCUGAUUCAGCAGUAAAAUAUGGGUUUUCCCAGAGAAAGUGCCAACACACACACACGGCUCAGAAAUGCAACUUUAAAGCCUAGACCUGCAUCCUGAGUCAAAGCAACAGCAUUUUGUGCCUGGGCUAAGAAGUAGAUGGAUCAUUACAAAAGGAGAUGGCAAGGUCGUGAGGACUUUGGGGAUUUUUUAAAAUACAAAGCUGAAAGGCUAAAAAAAGAAAGAGAAAAAAAUUGUUCCUCCUGUGACCCAGGGACAUGUCAAUUUAUCCACCAACUAGGAAACCCAACAGCACAUAGAACUCGCAGUGUUGCACUAAUUGGAAAGAGGAAGGAUGCACAACAGGAGUUUUGGGAUGUGAUGCAGCAGCAAAGUAGGGAGAGCCAGGCUAAGAUGUGCACAAUAUAUGGGGAGGCCUCUGGCCUCAUUGCAUGCACCAAGAUGUCACCAACUGGAUAAAGGAGGCAGGGAAGGCCUGAGCCAUUUAAGUUCAUUCUAGGUUCCUUUGGGAGUCCAGAUUUUGAAAUAGUUGGGAAAAGAAAAAGGACAAAGAUAGGCCUCUCCCAAAUACAGCAGCCUGACCUGGUGUUUGGCGCCAGCUUUAGAAAUACUCGAGUCCUCAAACUUAGUUGUAUUUACUUUUGAUAUCUUUGAAUCCUGUGGCUAGGUCAAGUGAUAACUCCAUGAAAAUGCUUCCAGCUUAAGGAAGAGUUAGCAUGCUAGAGCUCUGACCAGCAUGCUAUGGAAAUUGGCCACAUUGAGGGUGUGGCAAAGUUCAAUUUUAGUUUUGUGCGUUUGGUGUAGUUCCAUUUAUAUGGGCUCCUUGAGAAUGCUAGAAGAACAGUGACUGGUUUUGGCAGAGGGGCUUGUUAUAUUGAAGGAGGAUUUCAACAUGUGUCACUUCCAUCUCACAGCCUGACGGGAGUUCUGCUCCCUCCUUUUAUCUGUGGUCCUUCAGCGCUCCUUGAUGAGUUUCACCCUUUCAUAGGCGCUGUUCCUCUUUUUGUAUCUUGCUGUGUUGCUAGCUGCUCCCUUUUCCAGUGUCCUGGUUUUGCUUGUCUCGUGGUUGUUGGUUGUGGGACUCCAUCCACUAAGGACUUGCUUCUUGUGACAAGUAUUCUGGUUUCGCCAGGUAGACGGGGCUAGCCCUGACUUUCGAAAACAAUAUCAGUGAUAUGUGGGGCAGCAGCUGGAGCAAUAGAUUUCCUGUGCGUGAUGUGUUUGUUCACAUUCUCAAAGGAUAUACACUGAUUUGAAAGGCAACAAUGCUAAAACCCCCCACAUAAUAUAACUCUCAAUGCAAUUUCUCUACAGCAUCCUCUGGUGUCACACUUUUAUAACACAUUUUAAUGUUUUAAUUGACCGGUGUAGGUUAGUCCAAACUCACAUAAGAUUUGUCUGCAAACUUUCCAGAAGGAAAACCAAUAAGCAGUUGGGUGGCAAUUGUGGAAUCUCUUUCCAUGGUUUCUAGUCAUGAUGGCAAGGGUGAUCCCUUGCAUGUUGGUGAUGCCUGAAGUGGAGGACAGGGUUCUGUCCCUGCUUGUUCUAUGUGCAGAAACUGAUCAGUCUGAGAAUUGAAUUUUAGGAUGUGCUGUUGGCAUCCAUCUGUCUCGAGAGACAAUGUGUAGACACCAUCCAUUUAAAGCACACACCACAAAUCCUGGAAACUGUAGUUUACCCCUCAGAGAUCCUAGCACCAUUAAACUACAGUUCCUAGGAUUUUGUGUGUGUGUGUGUGGGUAGGGAACAUUUUAAAUGUAUGGUGUGCAUGCAGUCUAAGUUUGAUAAAAGCAAUGCGCCAGUGUCUUCCACUGCACCAGAGGACGGUAGGUGAGCUUAGGGGACAAAGGGCAGGCCUGCUCUACCUUCCAAAAUCCUAUCACUGUCCUCUGCCUUCCAGAAUCUGCCACCUGAGGCAGCCACCUUAUUCUGCCUAAUGGUAGGGUUGGCCCUGCAUGAUAGUUAUAUGGAACCUUUGAGUUUGGAGGCUGCAUGCCACUGGAUACCAGCUGAUGGGAACAACUGGGAGCAACAGUGGGAGAGAGCUAUUGCCCUGUUGGCACUGUGGGAUUCUGGACUAAAUGUGCUUUUUGGGGUUGGACUAGAUUACCCUCGGGGUCCCGUCCAACUCUGCAAUUCUAUGAUCCCGCAGGGCUUUUCUCAUGUUCUUGUGAUGUGUUGCCACUUCCCCCCCAAAUCCUCUGCAGCACAUUUCUCUGCAUCACUCAUAAUCUUCCAGUUCAGCAGCUUCAGACUCUUUAAGUUAAGCGGUUGCUGCAGUUCAGCUGCAGAGGGAGAGAAAGAGAGAGAAAAGGAAAGAGAGUGAUUGCUGCCAUAUAUAAUCUUCUCCACCUGCAGUAAUCUGGCUUUUCUUCCCACACUUCAUUCCUCCCUGGGAUUCUGAACAAUAGCUAAAAUUAUCUGUUUUGAGUUUGGUGCCAAAUUUCAACAUGUCAUAAUAGCUCCUGAUGCUGUCACACACAUUAUAGCAACUUGAGAUGCCAAUUUGUUUCCAAUGCUUGUCAAUCCCUGCAAUGAGAAUCUAUGACUUGAAUAAAUCCCUCCAAUGAUUGUGAUUCUGUGUUGUAUACUUCUGGGCAUUAUUAUUAUUAUUAAUAUUAUUAUUAUUAAACCCCAUCUUUGAAAAGUGUAUGGCCUGAUUUUUGGAUUCAUAAAAAGCCUGGCAACUACACCUCAAACUUUUAGAAUUUUGCAGUUACAGGGUUGACAGUGGCAGAUCCUAGCAGCUGCUCAAACAUCCCAUGUUUGGCAGCAAGCAGGAUGCUAGUUUUUGUAGAAAAAGAAACUGAAUGGGUGGACUACAGUACGUACUUGAGCACCAAGGACAGAGUUAUAGGUGCAGUCUAUAGGUCUGGAAAUAGCAAGCCUGUUCAGAAGCAGUAGAGGAGCAAAAAAAAAUAAAUCGAUUCCUUGCACUAUACAUCUACACUGCAAUUAUUAUUAUUAUUAUUAUUAUUAUUUAUUAAAUUUGUAUACUGCCCUGCCCUGCAGGUCUCAGGGCAGUUACAACAUAAAAACACAAUAUUAAAAAAUUACGUAAUACAGUGGUACCUCAGGUUAAGUACUUAAAUCAUUCCAGAGGUCCGUUCUUAACCUGAAACUGUUCUUAACCUGAAGGACCACUUUAGCUAAUGGGGCUCCUGCUGCCGCUGCACCGCCGGAGCACGAUUUCUGUUCUCAUCCUGAAGCAAAGUUCUUAACCUGAAGCACUAUUUAUGGGUUAGCGGAGUCUGUAACCUGAAGUGUAUGUAACCUGAAGCAUAUGUAACCCGAGGUACCACUGUAAAGUACAUAAUAAAAACAUAAUAAAACAAAAACAACCCAAUAACCCCCCUCCCCAACCCAUUUUAAAAGCCCAUUGGAUGCCAAUCAGCCAAAGAGAGAAAUUUUGAAAACACAUGACUAAUGAAUAAGCUGCUGGAGAAUGAGUGUAGGCAUGUGUACACAAACUUUGUGUGUGUGUGUUAGAGAGAGAGACAGAGCGACAGAGAGAAAGAGAAUAUGAAAACUUCGCAAAUAGAAACUGACAAUGUAAACCUCAACAAGGGAAUAGAAUGACAAGUAGCUGCAGGGGAAGAAAAGCAGCCACUCACAAUUGUAAGAGAGAUCACAAAAGUGGGAGAAAAGGACCUGACCUACAUCUUUGUAUUUAGCAAGUUAGCAAAUGACAUCAGUGAGAGAAGAGGGUCUCUGUGAAAUGGUUUAUUUUAAGACAUAAAUCUGUCAGAUGGUUUACAGGCUAGUGAAACCAGUCAUACACAAAGCAGCCACAAGGCCUGUGCACAAAGCAUCCUAUACUUUCAGGCCCUCUUGCAUAAAAAGAAACAUUUCCAGUGCUGAUAGACACUUGGUAAGGGACACAGGAAUCUAGACCACAAAGAACUUUAUAGGGUACCAACAACAACAUAAAUUUGGUGCAAGAAAUAACCAAGAGGCCAGUACAGCUGCUGCAAAAUGACAAAUACAAUUUUGUAUGAAGUUUUGUUGCUCCUCACCUGAGUUACGGAUUUCUCCUUCUGAAGUCUUCAGGACCAUCCCUAUGUAUAGAGACCAAACUACAUGUAAUCCUAAAUGGGUAUAAGCGUUCUAUAUGCAUGUCCUUUAUUCUUUAAGCUGCCAGGUUGCCUGACCAUGGUGUGUUUAGGGAAGGCGAUUUAAUCUCUUCCCUCCCGUAGUUUUGUGUCAUAGAUAAACACUUUCAAAAUCAGUAAUCCUGGUACACUUUGCAGCAAUGGAAAGUUAGGUCAACUGGACUCUGGGAAUGCUUUUCCUUUUUCAGGGCUGAUGGCAGCAUGAUGGAUGGGUUGGAUAAAAAACAUCCUUUCACCUGAUCCUCCCUGGGAUGCAAAUGAUAUAAUUUGAAAUACAGAUUCAUAGUAGCUCAGCUCCUGGGCAAUUGGAGUCACCCACAAUGCAUUGUCUGCCUUUCCUUUGCCCUCUUCAGGAAAGGCUCAGGUGUCUUAGGGAACUGAGGUGUUCUGUGUGCCUGAUGAAAUUCAAUACAGCCCUUUGUUCUCAGUGGGAACGGCUGGGACGGGAUAUGCAAAAACAUCUGCAGCCUAAGGUUCAAAAAUAGGGAAAGUGUUCCGGCACAUGAAACUUUAAAAAAGAACCAAACCCAAAUGCUUGUGACUUUUAUUACUGGCUGCCAACUGCAAGCAAGUUGAUUUACAUUUCAAGCCUACAAGCUCUCCGCAAUUAUCUCUUCUGAUUUUCAUUCAGCCGUUCCAGCUCUCUGAAAGCAUUUAUUUUGCGGGGGAAAAAUCAGAGUUGCUUGCAUUCAUCCAAGCGAGAGAGAAAACAUUGCUCUGGUUCCUCUCUCCCAACCCCUGCAAAUCAGGCAAAUAGAAGGGCUGAUAAGGAAAUGUUAGAUUAGAUUGCAGAAAUGGAUAAAAUCAAAUAACAUCAAAAAAGCCCUGGGGAGGGCCUGUUUAUUUUUGUAUAUUGCUCUGUCUGGGAACCAGAUGAUGACAGGUUAAUGGAUGUGGAGUGAGAGGUUUCUUUGGCAAUCCAUUCCCAUGUCAUGUGUUGGAAAGAAUGGAUCCUGUGCUCUGUUUCCAAUUUAAAAUCAAUGGGGCUUGCAUAUGCUUCUUGGCAUGCUGGAUAACAGCCCUUUUCUCUUAGCAAGCAUUUUCAAUGGGAUGUUGGGUUUUCACAGAGUUCAUGGCAGCCUCAUGUCAUUGGCUGAGCAGCGCUUGGGCUGUAAGUAUUCGGAAAUGUCUAAAACACUUCAGACAAUCCAUUUGGCACAGCUUUGGGGGAGGGCAGCAGGAAGUGACCUAACCUUUCAGGAUAUUUCUCAGACUUGUGUCAUAGUUUAACCUGGAACUAAAAUAACUGGCUGUUUCCUUUUCCCUAGGGCACCAAUGCCUCUGCUCUGGAAAAAGACAUUGGGCCAGAGCAAUUUCCAAUCAAUGAACACUACUUUGGACUGGUCAAUGUAAGUAUUACUGCUGCGGUGUCAGUUUCUGAAAACAUAUUUUAUGACUUUCCCUGUCGCACCUCGGAGUACUGUCUAGAGUUGGAGAUGUGUCCUCCAUUUUGCUACACCUCCCUCCACCACCCCACCUGCUGGGUUAGGCUCCUAUGUUGCCCCACGGCAGUGGAAGGGGUUAUGGUCGAGAGAAUAUGUAGCUUCUGCAGCACUGGUAGAACACCAGGAGAAGAGCAUAAGAGGAGCGCUGUUGACCAGAUUGACUAAUUCAGCAGGUCUAAAGGCAACCUGGGUGCAGCCUGGUGGGAAUGGUAUAUUCUCCAUGCCUGGGGCUGCCUGGUUGGUGGUGGUGGUGACCUGUGACAGGGCCUUUUCAGUGGUGGUUCCUCAUUUGUGGGAUGCCCUCCUUAGUGAGGUGCAACUGUCUGCAUCAUUAUUAGCUUUCAGGAGGAAUCUGAAACCUUCUUGCUAACCUAGGCAUUUAGUGGCUGCAGAAUACUUUUCCUGGUGACCCUGACAUCACUGGAUGAAAAUUUGUUUUUAUUUGUAAUUUUAGAAUGUUUUAACUGCUUUUGGAAUGCUUUUUUUUAAUGUGGAUGUGUUUGCUGCUUUGGGCACCUUAGAGAGGAAGGGCAGUUUAUAAAUCCUAUCAAUCAAAUGCAGUUUGGUUGUUAUCAUGCAUCUUACCCUGAGCAGCAGUACAGACAACAUACCAGCCCACACCCUGAUAUCAGAGUUUGGUCUCAGCCAGAGCCUGUCAGCCAGGGACCCCUGGGAUUUCUGGAGAUAACAACCACUAAGCCUAAACCUUCUGAGGAACUGGUCUCUUGACCCCAAAGACCUCCACUCCCAUGUCUGGCAGGCAAUGAACUUGGUGUUGGGGUGGAGUGCUCACUCCAGGUGAAAUGACUGCCUCUUUAAGGCCUUCUACAUUACUAGGAAGGGGCAGAACAUGCAAAGUGUAAUAUUUCCCAAGAAGGAUAAAAGCCCUCCAUCCAGCUUUAGACUUGCUGAGAGUAAGUUGCUCACUGGAAGUUUUCCAGUGGUCAGUAACUCUACACUGCGUUGUGGACUAUAUUCUGGCCCGUGGGCUUCUGCUUGAGGUCAGGAUAGGACACAGGUGUGGGCAGGUGCAUCCACAUGUUCUGUAUACAAUAGAUUGGGACAUUCUUCCACGUGAUUCCCCCUGAUUUGUGGUCACUGAACAGAUGAUCUGCCCCCAAGUGCACAGGUAUGGAUAGUAUGCCAGGUGCGCAGGAAGGAGAAACUACAUGUGCCUCUCUGUGUGUUGAGCCAGUACAUCAUCCGAACUAGCCCACUUUUACCAUGUUGACCAUACUUUAAGUAAAAUAGAAUUUGUAAAGGUCCAGCCACCCUGUUUUGAAAAGGAAGCGAGUUCUGCAUGUGAAGCAUGCAUUUAUGCCUUAUCAUAAUAGGUUUUUAAAAUAUGGUACAUAUAUAUAUUCAGGUGUAGGUCAUGCAUGGUAAAGGGCUCUCUGGGUCACAGACAAAAUUUAUUUUGAUGAGUGCUUUGAAUACCAAUUUUGGGAACUUCUAGAAUAGUGACACUGGGCCCCUCCAGGUGUGCCUUUUAUUAUUCCUUUAUUUAUGCUCGUGAUGGAAAUGGGACAGUUUUAUGCAAUGGUACUUUCAAUGCUGUUUGCACCUGGAAAAACAUUGGAAUGGACGUCCCACUUCAUUUCCAGUCAGUGCGUGUCCUGUAGCUUCCUGCUGAAACCCUGUAACAUUUUAUUCCACAAGUGUUCCAAGAGAGGUGGUGGGUGUCCCUUUGUGCUAUAAUGAAAUAUAGUGAAAUCCAGUAAUACAGUAAUACUGGAAGAGCAUUGUGAAACAGCUAUGAAGCAGAAUGAUGUGUGGAUGGUCCAGUAAAAACCUGGCACUAAUGCACUGUUACUACAUCAAUUACGUGUUGCAGAAUGCAGAAAGCCUGCAACUUACAUGCAUUUAACUUGUGCACAUUCAGCUUUACGUGCAUGACUAAUGAUGAUGAUGAUGAUGAUGAUAGCAGAAAGGGUGUGGGGCUCCGAGGGCCUUACAGUGAGAAGUGAGGUUGCAGGGAACUAGGCAGAGGGCCUUCUCGGUAGUGGCGCCUGCCCUGUGGAACGCCCUCCCAUCAGAUGCCAAGGAAAACAACAACUAUCUGACUUUUAGAAGACAUCUGAAGGCAGCCCUGUUUAGGGAAGUUUUAAAUGUUUGCUGUUUUAUCGUAUUUUUUUAUAUUCUGUUGGGAGCCACCCAGAGUGGCUGGGGAAACCCAGUCAGAUGGGCGGAGUAUAAAUAAAAUCACAAUCAUAAUCACAAUCAUAAUAUUCCAGGAAAAUUGAGUUUGGCAAUCCUGCCUGCCAUUGACCUAAUAGGUUUUGACUAUACAUGAUUUUGGCUUUAGGCAUAACCCCCAGAGUGUAACCCCUGCAUAAGUUGCAGACUUACUGUGAAUCCACAAAAAAGCACCAAGUCUGAAGGCACCCACUGUAAACAUUUAAACAUUUAAAACCAUGUUAUGCCUGACACCAGAACAAAACGGAAGAAGCCUGUUUUAGCAUUACGUAAUUUUUAUUCCUAGCUAAAGAGUAAUACUUUGAAGCUCCACAUACAGACCCGUUGACCUACAUUCAGUCUACAGUUAUAGAUUUCUCCUCUUCUACCGAGAGGAGAAAAUACUGAGGCAAGGGAGAUAGGAUAUUGGGUGUUGCACUAAGCUGCACUUCAUGAUCCGCUCUCUCCCGUCCCCACUUAUAUUUUGCAGUUUGGAAACACGUGCUACUGCAACUCCGUCCUGCAAGCCCUGUAUUUCUGCCGGCCCUUUCGGGAAAAUGUGCUGUCCUACAAGGCCCAGCAGAAAAAGAAGGAAAACCUCCUGACUUGCCUUGCGGACCUUUUCCACAGUAUUGCCACGCAGAAGAAGAAAGUUGGAGUGAUUCCACCCAAAAAGUUCAUCUCGAGGUUACGAAAGGAGAAUGGCAAGUAUAGACUCGCACAUCCUUUCAGACCACGGCCCUGAUCCCAAACCAUUCUGGAAGGCUGCCGAGAGAGGAGAGGAGGGAGGAGUGGGUGUCCUCUCAGAUAUGCCUAUGCUUUCUGGUCAGUUCUGCUGUCCAGUCCUCUGCAUCGCCUCGAGACAGACGCCAGAGAAGGGAGUAGAGACAGUCGCAGCCCCCGUGAGGCCCAGUCCUUCCCUGUUGAGGACAGAGGCAGAAGUUAGAACAGUCAUACCUUGGAAGUCCAACGGAAUCCAUUCUGGAAGUCCGUUCGACUUUUAAAGCCUUUGGAAACCAAAGUGCGGCUUCUGAUUGGCUGCAGGAAGCUCCUGCAGUCAGUUGGAAGCCCCGUCGGAUGUUUGGCUUCCAAAAAUAGUUUGCAAACUAGAACAGUCACUUCCGGGUUUGCGAUGUUUGGGAGCCAAAACGUUCGAGAACGAAGCUGUUUGAAAACCAAGGAAUUGCACAAAACAAAUGAAAUACCGUGAAAAUCCCUGAAAUGAGAAGUAAUCGACUAUAAAUAUUAUCUUGUGGAAAUCAACUAAAUAAUAAAAAUCAAAAAGCUUAAGGAAAGAAUUAGAAAAACCUAAAAUAGAACAAUGCCUUAAUGGGAUGCCGGCUACAAACCUCGUUUCACUGAACUAUUCAGUUUCCUCAGAAGGAAAUAGAAAAAUCAUAAACUUUAAAUGACCAAAAUUCAAACGGGUAGAAUCCCAAAAAUUCUGGGAUACCUAGAUCGACCUAGAUGAAGCAAAGUGCAGUGAUAAAGGAUUGAGGACUCAAAAGUACUGUUUCUAAUACUGAAUUUACAAAAAAGGUUUAUCUUGUAUUCCUUUCUUUGAAUUUGUGCCACUUAGGUUUUUAAACCUUUUUGUAAAAGCAGCACUAGAAUUUUCACAGUUGAGUCCUUAACCCUUUAUUAUGGUGCUUUGCUUUCUUCAAAUUGAGCUUUGUUUAAAACUUGCUAUUUAGGUUUCGAACCUUUUUUGUAAAUUCAGUAUUAGAAACUACAAUCUUCCUUGAUACACUGCUCAGUGAAAGAGGGGGAGAUGCAAUUCAGAGGGUGAGGUGGCUACUUCUUCAAGGGUCCCUCCUUGCUUGCUUGUGUGCUCUCUCUGGGCAGUCUUGCUGGGCCCAGAUUCUCCCUGUCACACCAGAACGUGAGUGAGGGGGCAGAGGCAGAAAUAACCACCAAGGGAAAUGACAGGUGAGCAAUCAGAUGCCCUGGUGGCUGCAUGGACCACACAUGGGCAAGCAAGUGAAGGCAGCCCUGUGCUGACUGUCCUCUCAGGCUGUGGGGAGGAGGUGCUGCUCCUGCCACUGCAGAUAUUAGCAUGGAACAGAGUGGGGACGAUCACCCACAAUGACCCAAACCUUCCGUGGGGCCCUCCCCCAUGGUUGGAGGUCAGUGCUGGUGGGCUCUCUUAAGGUAUAGGCCCUUGACAGCUGCCCAACAGCGCUGAACCCUGACUAGCCACAACGCCAGAAGCCGUGAAAAUAUAUGCCUUCCUCCUGUUUUUUUUUACAGAUCUCUUUGACAACUACAUGCAACAAGACGCCCAUGAGUUUUUAAACUACUUACUGAAUACCGUCGCUGACAUUCUGCAAGAGGAGAAGAAGCAGGAAAAGCAAAAUGGCAAACUGAAAAACGGCAACAUGAACGAAGCGGAAGAGAACAACAAGCAAGAACUCACCUGGGUGCAUGAGAUUUUUCAGGGAACGCUGACUAACGAAACGAGAUGCUUGAACUGUGAAACUGUAAGCACUGGGCUUGUUGGGCUGAUAAUAGUUAGAUUACUUUAUAGCAGCUUGUAGAGCUAAAUAUGUCGCUUUAUGAAGCCGUUCAAGAAAUAUGAGUGUUUCUAUGGAGUAAAGCAGCUAUUGUCUAUGUAUAUUUAUUUGGGGCUUUUGAUAACUUUGGUUAAUCGCCCCCCCACCGUGUUGAAUCUUCCUCAGACAAGGACAAAUUAUUCCCCAACCUUGUCUCUUUGCAUACAAAUAUGGGAAGCUGAAUAAUACUGAGUCAGACCAUCUAGUUCAAUAUUGUCUGCACUGAAUGGCAGUGGUUGUGCAGGAUUUCAGUCAGGAAUCUUUCCCAGCUCUAACUGGGGGUGUCAGGAUUUGAACCUGGGACUUCUGCAUGCAGAGCAGAUGAUCUGCAUGUAAGCUUUGGUCCUUCCCCAUAAGAGAGCCCCACAUGUGACAUAUUGCAUCUUAAGGUAUUGUAAAUGUGUACAUGUUUUCACUGAGGGAUAAUUUGAGUUUGGAGCAGCUCCAGGAAUUACUUGUGGCAAAAUAAGAAUGAGGUUACCCUUCUCCAAACUUCUGAUAUCCCCUUUUUCUGAAACGGAAUUGGAGGCACACAUCACUCUUAAACCUCAGUUGGCAUAGGCCAAUCUAUGUUCUUAGGUUGGUACUCUAGUGUGUUUGGCGUUCCCAACACAGUUUUCUUCCCAUGGGGGUGAGAACUGAACAGGAUCACAUUGUGGUGAGGAGAGGGUCUAAUCAGGGUUUCCCAAACUUGGCUCUCCAGCUGUUUUUGGACCACAACUCCCAUCAUCAUGACCAUUAGUAAGGGAUGAUGGGAAUUGUAGUCCAAAAUCAGCUGGAGACUCAAGUUUGGCAAACCAUAGGUAAAGGGUAAAGGGACCCCUGACCAUUAGGUCCAGUCGUGACCGACUCUGGGGUUGUGGAGCUCAUCUCGCUUUCUUGGCCAAGGGAGCCGGCAUACAGCUUCCGGGUCAUGUGGCCAGCAUGACCAAGCCGCUUCUGGUGAACCAGAGCAGCGCACGGGAACACCGUUUACCUUCCCGCCGGAGUGGUACCUAUUUAUCUACUUGCACUUUGACGUGCUUUCAAACUGCUAGGUUGGCAGGAGCAGGGACCGAGCAACGGGAGCUCACCCCAUCACAGGGAUUUGAACCGCCGACCUUCUGAUCGGCAAGUCCUAGGCUUAACCCACAGCGCCACCUGCGUCCCUUGGCAAACCAUGGUCUAACGCUAAUGCACCAAUCCAGAUGACCUCAUCACACAAACUGCUAUUACAUUGUUAAGGCUCCAGGUUUCUGUCACUAAUGGAAAUUUGGUGGGGGGCCAUUUGGAUCAAGGCUGUGCUGCAGGGUGGGGGGGGGAAGGAUUAGACCCAUUUCCCCAGCAUUGCAGCCCUAAUCCAAGUUGGGGUGUGUGAAGAGAGCCACGGUUGGACACUCUAAAUGCAGAGUUCCAGCACAACAAGCUUGACCCUGGGAAAGACUUACCAGAGCUCGAAAGAACCCACCUCUGUGACAGCCACUGUGCUAGAUGUGCCUCCCAAGGGAAAGGCAGACUUGGGCGCACACAGAGCCCAGGGUGUGCUCUGAAGGUAAAUGAAGCUACAUGGGAGGGAACUCCACAUCUGCCCCCUUGCAUUCCACAAUGGAAGGCGCCCUUCUGUAUUCCAGAGGCAGUAGUUCGGUUAGAUAAUUUUAGACUUAAUUGUCUUGGCUUAGAUAAUCUUGUAGAUGGUAAUGCGCAUUACUUCAAAAUACAGUAAGUUGUGUGCUCUCUCUGGGCAGUCUUGCUGGGCCGCCCUGCUCAUUCUGUGGAGUGGUCCUUGAACGUUUGCCCUCAAGUCCUGCCCUGUUUGUGCCUUCCUCAGAUAGCAAGCCAGAAUUAUCCGACUAGGCUAAAGUCCUGCUGAAUCAGUGACUCAUGCAGUAAGGCGUUGAGUAGGUACUUUGAGAGAGUAGUUCAGAUUCCCCGGAGCCCCUAAUGAUGGAAUUAAUUAAUUUUUUCCUUGAUCAGUAGCGGGCCUGUCGUCGCACACUAGUGUGCCCUGGAAAACAGUUUGGUCAUUAGUGGAUUAGAUGAAGACAGUCUCUUAUAAUUGCACCACUAAUAUCGUAUUGUGCCGUUUUGUGCUUCAACUUUCUGAUGAGGGCAUAUUAGGACCAUUUAUGUAACAGUGUUCAAGUCAAAGGCCGUUGCGGCCUUUUUUAUAUUCACUGUUGCAGCAUCCCUGUGAAGUCAUCACUCUUAUUCAUAUCUUAGAAAUAGGGUGAGAAACAGAAUGUGUGAUCGAGGAGGCAGGGAGGUUCACAUGAGAGUUGGGCUUUGGAUGGAUCUGGGCCUCUUAGGUGGAGCCUGAGAGCAGCCCUUUCCCUCAGGUUGACUGGCUUACCCCUCAACCUGAAAAACAGUCAGAAAUAUGACUUAUCAUCUGAAUUGUCAUUGUCAGAUUUGGGGCAAGGUAAAUCUUGACUAAGAUUGAUAUCUGCUUCUUUGCGCAGUUUAGCUUUUUUGGAUUAAGUCGCAUGCUGUGCUAAAGGGUACUAGGUGAGAAAGAGAGAGCCCUGGAUCCAGAUUCCAUGUGUCAACACAUAAUUACUGUAUUUAUGAGAUUUUGCCAUAAUCAGUUUCUUGAAAUAAGCAAAUAUCCUUAUUUUAUUCUUUCAAUAUAAAGUAGUUACAAGGUAUUAUUUCUGCUGUGUGUAACAAGUAAUGUUUGUUGUUUGAAGCAAUCUAUUUCUCCCCUUCAAACAGGGGAGAAAGGGUCUAGUGGCAGCAGUAUAAGCAAACAUACAAAAGGGGUUGUAUUCUCAUACCCAUGUUCAAAGUGACUCAUAUAAUGGAUUUCAGCAGGACAAACUCUGGAAUGAAGAACUUUCAUCCCACAAAUCUCUUCCCCGCAGUUGAGUUUGUAUCUACAGUUCCUAAUCUUAAGAAAAACUCAACUCAACUUGUGUGGUUAUAGUUCUGCUGAUGUCAGUGACAUUAUGUAAACGCAAGCAUUUCUUAAAGCACCUCGCAAUAUGAGCAAGAGAAUCUGUAAUUGGAUCAAAGCAGUGGCACUAGAGAGUAGGGAUCCACAUUUAGGUCUGAUCUACUUAUAACAGUACUCACAACUCAGAGAAAUUGAAGAGAGAGACUUUUAAAACAGCCAUGUUGUUGUUGUUUAGUCGUUUAGUCGUGUCCGACUCUUCGUGACCCCAUGGACCAGAGCACGCCAGGCACUCCUGUCUUCCACUGCCUCCCGCAGUUUGGUCAAACUCAUGUUGGUAGCUUUGAGAACACUGUCCAACCAUCUCAUCCUCUGUCGUCCCCUUCUCCUUGUGCCCUCAAUCUUUCCCAACAUCAGGGUCUUUUCCAGGGAGUCUUCUCUUCUCAUGAGGUGGCCAAAGUAUUGGAGCCUCAGCUUCACGAUCUGUCAACAGCCGUAGCUUGGGCCAAUUAUAUGGAGGUGAGGCUGGUGGGGAACCCCAGUGUAUUGGAAGGGGUCUUUGGAGCAUUGGUUGUGAGCGGUGCGGUAGAAAUUUCUCUACCUCAGCAGGUCCAGAGUUAGAGGGUAUUCUUGGCCCUUUCCUGGAUAAGCACGUAGAAGCAGUGUUGGAGUUUAUGCAUACUCCUCUUUUCAGAGAAGGGGGAUUUCAUUGUGGUUUUAUAACUUAUAGGACUGAUUACUGCACUGCCCCUUACUGGGGAGCACUACCGAGAGCAACUCUGAAGACAACUCUGAAGCUGCAAUUGCUACAGAAUGUUUGCUCUCCUGACAGGCACAGGGAAGUAAGGUCAUAUGCAACUGAUAUUGCAGGUUUCUUCUGCUCAGUUCAAGGUGCUGGUGCUUAUCUUUGCAAUGUUUCAUGACCUGUGGUCAACAUUGUAUAGAAAAGCCUUUGUCAACUGGCUAGGGUCGAUGGAAGUUGUAGUCCGAAACCACAGGAGAGCACCAGGUUGGCAGAACCUGCUAUAGACUGCCUCUCAAAAUAUGAAGUUCAGUACACUGUCUGGGCUCUGCAGGAAGGCUGGAGAGGAAGGGGGAAUGCUAUACUCAAUACAGGUGUAACAAUUAUGCUAAAACAAACCUUAGUUGGCAAAAAUCCCACACACCCUCAAAUCGCAGUUUCAUGUCCUGGUUUGUGUCCAGUCCUUAACUAUGGUGGAGGCAUUUCUGUAACCAUAGUUACAGAAGACAAACCAUUCUUAGGUAUCCCAUCAUAGAGCUGCAAGAGAUUAAUAUGCCUCCUUUUCCCUAACUGCUUUCAAAGACAGGACCAUUCAGCUCCACAACUUGAACCUAAACCUUUUAAUAACUUGUUUUGGUCUACUCAUCUGCCCCACUGCUUAAUUCUUUCUGCAAUGUUGGCAUCAUCUUCUAGGUUUUGAUGUUGUGCUGACAUAAUGGUAGGCAUUUGCUUUGCUGGUGCAGCUAGUUUUAGGAUCAAGCUGUUGGUUGUGCAGUGCUCAGAAAUAUUAUUGCCUCCUAUUUUUGUCGCAGGUUAGCAGCAAAGAUGAAGAUUUCCUCGAUCUCUCUGUUGAUGUGGAACAGAACACAUCGAUUACUCAUUGCUUAAGGUAAAUGAGCGGCUGUAGAAAUGUGUGUUGAAAAAAAGUGGGAGCAGGUUUUUGCUGUCUGAUCAUUUUAGAUUAGUGGGAUUUGAAAGGAAGAGCAGCAUGAGAGUUAUGGUAUGAUAUGGCAUAAAUCGAAUCAAGAAAUAUAAAUGGAACUUUUUUUGGAAGUAGGAAUAUAAAUCAAUCCUGCUGCAAUUGAAUAUUCAGGAAGAAACUACAGUUUUUCAAUCUUUCAAUUGCUUACUCCAGGGAGGUUCCACUGAAGGCAGCAGAUUUACUCUGGAGCAAAUAGCUUGAGAAUGGUGUGCAUGCAUGCAUAACAUGUACUUCCUGGGAAAGUAAUAUACCAUCUGUCAAUCAAAGGGCUUAUGAAUAAUAUGGAGCAUUUAUCCCAAGUAUUAGAAAACUUUAUUUAUCACAGUAGUUAAUCUGAAAGAAGUCGUUAAGCAUCCAUUAGGUCCCACUGAAUUAAAUACAACUUUGAAUUUAGAUUUACCAGAGCUAUACUGAACUAAGAGUGCAAUUUAACACAUCUUUCCGAGUUCAGAACCUGCUCGAGCCUUGUUAUCAGUUGGGUCCAAGACUUAGCAGUACUUGGAAGUCAAAAAUCCCCCUUUGCCUGCCUGUGCAUGUGUACACACACACAGAUGCAUUCUCUCUCAGGUUUAUUGCUUCAGCUCUUUAGGCAGGUGACUGCAUGAGUCCAUCUUCAUGAAAACAUAGCUCUUACCUAAGGGAUCACAUUCUCUUCUGCUUCCCAUCAUGAGACGCAAGUUCUAUCCCAAAUGCUUAUACAGUCGUACCUUGGAAGUCAAACGGAAUCCAUUCCAGAAGUCUGUUCAACUUCCGAAACAUUUGAAAACCAAAUUGUGGCUUCUCAUUGGCUGCAGGAAACUCCACCAGGAGUGGUGGAGGGUGUGGCUGAAGGGGGGCUGUGGCCUGAGGAAAGUCAUAUGGGAUGCAUGGAGACCUGAAUUUGGCCUCUGGAUCUGAGGCUCUCCACCCCUGGCUUAGUGGGUCAUACAUUCUGUUCUUGGUUGUCCCAUUUUUGUGUGGGAAUCUGGAUGUAGAGAAGCACUCUCAGUACCAUUUCCAUAGUUGUUUGUCUUCCUUAUCCUGGAAACUCAUCAAAGUGUAAGCAUUUUCAGAAGAGUACUUCAGGACUGGACUACUGUAAUGCACUCUAUGUGGGACUUCCCUUGUGCUUGGUCGGGAAAGUGCAUGGCAUCAUUUUAUAACCUUUGUGAAUGCUACUGGCAUUUGUUUACUUCUUAAAUUUCCCUCUUGUCCUUCUUCCCAAAUGGGCCCUGUGAAGCCAACACCAAAGUUGCAAAACAGUAUGAAUGAAAAUAAAAUAUUUGAAACAUUAAAAAAAAUCCAAAAUGUAUAUAUAUAUAUAUAUAUAUUUUACCAAUCAUGAAUAUAUAAAAAAUCUACAAGAGUCAAAAACCCUCAAAGCUAAUACAGUGGUACCUCGGGUUACAUACACUUCAGGUUACAGACUCCGCUAACCCAGAAAUAGUACCUCGGGUUAAGAACUUUGCUUCAGGAUGAGAACAGAAAUCGUGCUCCGGCGGCGCGGCAGCAGCAGGAGGCCCCAUUAGCUAAAGGUGUGUUCUUAACCUGAAACUGUUCUUAACUAGAGGCAUGCUUUUGCUAAUGGGGCCUCUUGCUGCUGCUGUGCUGCCGGUGCACGAUUUCCAUUCUCAUCUUGGGGCAAAGUUCUCAACUCGAGGUAACUCUUCCAGGUUAGCGGAGUUUGUAACCUGAGGCGUUUGUAACUCGAGGUACCACUGUAUUAAGAUUUUGGACUCACUGUAGUUAACCCCUUGUAAGAGUACGAGCUCUUAACAUAGAGUGACUUCAAAUCAUGUCUGCCCGCAUGUGCAAUGGAAAUGAACCUUUAGCUGGCAGGUUUCCCAAGUGUAUUUUGGAAAUUAUAAUUGCCAUGUUUGAGAACAGAAACUGCAUUGUUUGACCUUAAUUGUAUAAACAGUGUUGAGCAGGAAAGAGAAAUAAGUAAACAGGAGCUAUUUCAGAGGCAAUAGCUCAAUUAGUCUUGCUUCCCUUUACUACUACAGCAAACUCCCCUUCCUCUUAGUUAUCGUUGAAAGAAAAAUCCCUUUUGUGUUUAAGCCCCCAAACAUAGUUCUUUUCCUCUGGGCAUCAGUGCUGGCAUUAAAAGAGGAAUUCAUAAAAUAACACAAUAAAUUAUGUAUCAAUUAUUUUUAUUUCCAUGAGGAGUUGAAAAGGCCAGCUGGUUCUGUCAGUUUUACCUCUUUUUUUCUUAGAAAAGCAUUUGCCCCAUGAAUAAACCAACACCUCCAGCAUAUUUCUGUCUAAGAAUAGUUUAUAUGUCUAGCUUUUAUCCAGAAAUUAGAAGUUUUAUUUUAGCUAGGUCAAAAUGAAGUAAUCUGUCAUCUGCUGAAUGUAAAACAAGCAUUUCUUAUGCCUGUGAAAACCACGCUUCAAUAAAAUUUGAAGAGCAGAAUGAGUGCCCAUCUGUACUAUACAUUUAAAGCAGCACCACAGGACUUUAAAGAGGCCUGCUUUCCCUCAAAGAAUUUUGGGGACUGUAGUGCGUUACAGAUUCUCAGAGAUGUUGGGAGAUCCCUAUUCCCCUCACAAAACUAUAAUUCCCAGAGCUCCCUGGAAAGAGCGAUUGAGAGUUAAACCAGUCUGAGAAGCAUAGUUCAGUGAGAAGACUAGGAGGUCUUCUAACAACUCUCAGCACCCUUAACAGUUCCCAAGUAAGGCGAUCCUGCAAGUAUAUUCUCUCUGACCACUGUGUUUGAGUUACAGUCAAACAACUGUACAAUAUUUUGCAACCAGCUCGGGGCAUUUGGGAUGGGAAGGAUGAAACUGUAAGCACUGUUCCCUCCGUUGAUUUUUCAGAGACUUCAGCAACACAGAAACAUUGUGCAGCGAACAAAAGUACUACUGUGAGACUUGCUGCAGCAAACAAGAGGCACAAAAAAGGUAAGCAAAGCACCUUGUGGCCUGGUCCCAGGGAGGCUAGUAUAAAUUUUAAAGCUGAAAUAAAACGAAUUCUUCCUGCUUUCAGUUCUGCAAAAAACAGUAACAGAGGUGUGCCUAUGUGGGAACACCGUAUCAAGAAUAGGGACCUGUUUAUAAAUAGAAUGGGCACUUAUUAAAUUUACAUUUUUAUUAUUGAUAUCAUGGACUCCCUUUUGUUUGUAUUUAAAAUAUUACACUGUUGUUGUUGUUGUUGUUUGUUUCUUUAAAAAAAUAGUUUUUAUAACAAAAUAAUUGCUGGUUGCUUUUUUCCCCUUUGGAAGAAAAAAAAGAAAACCUGCACAAGUUCUGUUCUUAUCCAGUGAUAUUAUUUUGACUUCAUAGGAUGAGGGUUAAAAAGCUGCCAAUGAUCCUUGCAUUGCACCUGAAGAGAUUUAAAUACAUGGAGCAGUUACAUCGGUAUACCAAGCUCUCUUACCGCGUGGUAUUUCCUCUUGAGCUGCGUCUCUUCAACACAUCCGGGGAUGCUAUCAACUUGGAUCGCAUGUAUGACUUGGUGGCUGUAGUAGUUCAUUGCGGCAGGUAAGCAGCAUUCUCCUUCAUUUAUAAACUCUAACGCGAACCCCAAAGAUCCUAUCCAGCAAAUGAUUUAAGUGCGCUGGACAGUUCUGAACACCGUUGGACAUUUAAUGUUCUCCCUUCAGCAUUAUUAGAGGGCAUGUAUCAUGACAUCCCAGUGGAACAGAGAUGGUCUCCAUGUAAUUCUGAUGGCAUUGUGUCCCAUUUGGCACAUUCUUCUAUAUUGCCCACUGUAUUGUGAUACCCGAAGAGAGCUAAUUCAACUGUUACUUAGGAAACUACCCAGCCACUCAGAGGAAACCUAUGUUAAAUACUUUCUUGCUGAAUAUCACCAGGCCUGUCUUAAAAUUCUGUUUUAUGGCAACGAGGAUAAGACAGGCUGCAGUGACAGUGAUGGUCGAUGAAUGAGUACUGAUGUUAAACUCUGGAACAUAGAUUUUAACUCAAGGAGUGCUAUUUUUAAUGCAAAUAAGUUUAAAGGGAAUUUUUAAUUUCAUCUACUGCGUCUGCCACUUGGUGCUGAUGCAGUGUGAGUUGCUGUUGUAAAUUCUGCUGUCUGACUGUGGUCAGAUUGAUGCUUUAAUGAAGCAUCAAUCUGACCACAGUCAAGAUUGAUGCUUCAUUAAAGAAAAUAAAUCCUGUGCAGAAGAAGCAGUAUAAUUUCCUUUAGUCAGUGCUUUUUUUCUUAAAAAAAUAUUUAGCAGUACUCUCAUUUUCCUACUCAUUUUGAAAUACUGCCCCUCAAUGAGGCCAAACUUAGAUUCACACAAUGUUUAGGGGUAUGCGUACCCCCAGAAAAAAGCACUGCCUUUAGUAUUCAGGAGUGCCUGUCAGUUUGGAAACAAAACAGGGCCACCUAAAAAUAAGGGUUUAUGCACCCAAAAAUGUGGUUUCUACACAUUUGGGGUACUGCCUAGGUAUUCUGGUGUGUAUAAGCUUGCAAAUUAAAUUAUUAUUAUUUUUAUUACCCAAAUGGCAUAACAAGCACAUAUGAACUACCUUGAUUGAAAGUCAUAAUGUUAAGGUAUCAGUUGAAACAGAGAUGGAAAAUAAAUUGGAUGUGGGAGAAGAUAGAAUUCGCCUGUUCAAGCCUUAACAUCUUCUAGACAAUACCCUGGAGGGGAGAAUUAUAGUUGCAGGGAAUGCAACUUUUAUGUCUAGAAGGUUGACUCAGUUGUGUCCUUAUUCUUUUUUUUAAUUUAAUGGUGUUUCUUUUCUUUUAGUGGACCUAAUCGUGGACAUUAUAUUACCAUUGUGAAAAGUCAUGGCUUUUGGCUAUUGUUUGAUGAUGACAUUGUAGAGGUCAGUAUACUUGUUCCUGGGAUGUGGCUUAUAGCUUGAAGGUUAGCCCCCCCCAAUAAGAGCAAGCCCCCAAUACUGGCAAACAUAAAAACCAAUGGGACUUAUGCAAGGAUCCUAAUUUUUAAUUACCCUCAGGUGUUCAUUGCAGUCUAACCUACAUAUGCAACAGAGCAAGAUAGCAGAAUGGAUGGAAUCCCCUCCGGGUGUAGAUAGAGGAUUCUGUUUUUAGUUUUCUCCCUACUUAAAAAAACUCUCCAUCAAUAUAAAACCAGCACAGCAGCCCUGAGAUAGAACCCUUUUCUCUGAUAUACUAUGGAAGGAAUUCAAUGUAGCACCUUGCCAUUUGUUCCAUUGGCACAAGCUUUUUUGUUUGCCGGAUUAAAUUAUCCCCCCACUCCUCCCUCCACACACUGUUUUGGUGGGUUCUCCUGACCCCCACAAGCUAAUUUUAGUUGCAUAUAGCAUAAUAAGCCCAAGAUAAAAUGAAAAAAAAAAUUACAAGUAGAAUAAUAGCCAGUUACCUGCUUCAUAAAUGGAACAUCAUCGCAAACAGUGAUUCUUCCUCGCCCUGCUCCCCGAUGUUUCUUGAAGACCUUUUCAUGCCAACAGGCCUACUCAGUUGUUUAAACUUUUUCAAGAUGAGCCAGGCAUUUGUAUGGUUGUUUUAUAUUGUGUUUAUGGUAUUUUAUGUUUUAUUGCACCUGCAUAUUUUGCUGGACACAAGCCUAAUAUUUUAUAUGGAGGGGUUGUUCCUGUAAAUAUUUUUGAAUAAAUAAAUAAAAUCUCCCACAAACUUGGGAGUAAAGGGCACACCAUAGAUUUGAAAAAUAAAAAUGACGGUUGAUACAGAAGGGCCGUGCUGCGACAGAAUCCAAAAUAUAUUUGAACCAAGUAGCUGUAACCUGAAGGCAGCUAGGAUUACCUAGGCCUUCAGCUAUCUGUACUUGGUUGGUUUAUGUUUGCAUACGCAGUUGUAUCACAUAGCCUACCUGCUCAUUGUCUGGGUGAAAGAAUUAGAGGCGCUUGCUCACCAAAGAAAUUGUAGUCAGUAAUAAGUUGAACAAAAGGUCUAUAUGUGAAGAUAGAGGGGGCUUGGAUGGAAUAAAGUUAAUUGAUGUUCUUUCUCAAUGGGACAAUGCAAAAUAAGCAUGCCCCACAAAAGGUUUGUACUUCAAGUCACUCCAACCACAAACAGAAGAAAGAUCUCAGCUGUCUGCAGCUAUUGCAGUAACUUGCCAGCCUCUGUGCAUUUUAAAGGCAAGUUUAUAUCUAAAUGCCGCCUAAAUUGAGAAUUUGGAAGGAGCUGGACAACUAUUUUGCCACCUUGUCUAAAUUUCUAACAGAAUUUUCCCUUGGGCAAAGCCUAUUUGUUUUAAUAUUGUUACAUCCAUUUCCUUAAUUUUUCUCCGUUAACAUUUUGAUUAUUUUACCUUUGCAGAAAAUCGAUGCGCAGGCUAUUGAAGAAUUUUAUGGUCUGACCUCUGAUAUAUCUAAAAAUUCAGAAUCUGGAUAUAUUUUAUUUUAUCAGUCAAGAGAGUGACUUGGGAAGACACUUGACUUUUUCCACCCCGAGAGGAGAAACUGACCAACACUGUUAACUGACUUCCAUGUAGACUCAUCCAAUACAGUAUGACAGUGAUAAGCUCAUGCCGAAAUUGUGAACUAAGACUCUCCAUCUUUGACUGGAAGAUCUUUUUUUCUUUAGUCUGAAUCUCAUUAACUACUGCAAGAACAAAUUUAUACAGCUCGUGUUCAUUUGCUGAAUCCUGCUGAACUGAGGUAUAAUGUGGCAUAGAUGUUUGCACCACCACUAAGGACCAUUUGUUCUCUGUUUCUAAAGAACCAUUCCUUUAGGCUAGUGGUUUUCAGACCAUGUUUUGAGGAACCUUGGGAUUCCUGAGAUGCCUGUCAGGGGUUCCUCAAUGAGAAGAUGCAAUAGUAAUGGUAGACAUCCAUCCCUUAAUGGCAGCUUGCCUGCAGCUACCAAUCUUCACCUGUAAAGGGCAGCUGUGGGGAGCACUGGGCUGUGUCCUAAGAGGCACUCUCACCGUUCACACAGGACACUAGUGAGCCCCAGGAAACCUAGCCAACACUCCAAAUGAAAUGUGCAGCCUAGAACACCCAACUCUUUUGCAAGAACUCUGGCAAAUGCACAAGGGUUCCUAGGCAGAGCAAUCAAUGUGAAAAGUGUUCCCUUAAGUUGGAACGUUUGGGAAAUUGCUGCUUUAGAUACCUACUGAAAUGUAACUCAUAUUCAUGGAUCCUCAAUCUGGUUGGAUUGUGGAUUGUGUCACAUGGUACUCUUCAACUAGAAAACUAUUAUCUCCCGAUCCCCCUCAAGCUUUGGGUCAUGAAACAAUAUCAAAUUGGCAGCCACAAAACACAAUGUUGCUCAGUCCCGUUUGAACCAAAUUCCGCCAGUCUUCCUGUUUAUCAUGUGACAGCACAGAUCAGCCAAACUGCUCCUUUGGAUUCCCACACUGUAAAAGGCUUUAGGAGAUUUUGCACUGAAAAGAAAAGGGGGGGAAGUUGUUCUUCCAUGUUACUUUCACUGUGUGAUGAGUGAUAGUAUCCUUUUAUCCCAAAGAAAUACCACAAAAUGUCCUUGCUUACCUGAGUUUGCACAUGUCUAUAUGAGUAUCAUGCAUGCAAGCAAGUAUUGGUUGUACAAUCCAAUUAAGCAAUAGUGACCAUGAUCCAAAGCUCCAUAGGAUUUUGGUGCAGAGCUCCGUGCAAAGAGGAGUUUCUCAUUCUUCCUGGUGUUUGGGGAUGCAUCAUGGGCACAUAAGAGAUCCUACACGCAGAUCGGAAUCCCUGGAUUUAAGUGAAUAUCCAUCAUAUUAUGCAGAGCUCUGGACUUGGACAGAUGGCACUGAUUGCACUGAGAGCCAAAUUAUGUGGCAUUGCACAAAGAUGUACUACAUUUGUAGCCAUAUGUAAUAAAAAUCAGUUUUUAGGUUCCAUCUGUUUGUCAUGCUCUAGUGUGACGAACGCCGGAAACCUAAAGUAAAUAGAACCUGGUUCAAUUUCAGCUACUCCCAUUAAGUACAAAGAAAACUGGCCCAAAUUAGCGAAGCUGUUGGGUAAAAUACAGAGCUGCUGAUCCAAUAGAAAGUUUCCCAGGGGUGAAGGGCAGAUUUUGCUCUCAUCUCGAGGAUAUGCAGUGGUGGCCAAACAUGCUCUCUGGCCCAAACACUGGGUUGCCAAAGUUGUGCUGAGUGAGACUCCCAUUUGAGGAAAUACGUGUCUCUGCAUGCCACCAGUAGAACCUGCAAUAUACAAAUAUCUCUGGCUCUUUUGCUCAUCAUAUUCGCAGGCAUUUUGCUUGUGUAAUGAAGAGCAUUUGGCCCUGCAGGAAUUAACAGCAUCAACAGCCAUUAGCAAUUUACUAGCAUGAAUUUGUGUUUUAAGACUAUAUGAAUGUUUUGAGGUGUUCCCUGUUAGUUAUGAUAAAUGCACUCUAGCUAUUCAAUAGCUGUUUAAAAAUAUUAUUGCAUAAGUCAUGUUUAAAUGCAAAUAUCAGAAGAGGAAUGGGAAUAAUUUCUACUUUGCUGAAUUAAUGGAUCUAAAAUUGCAGAGUUGGAUUGUCUUGACACUUGUAAGGUGCAGUGCAUGGUCUUCGAUCAAAAUAAAAGGCAAAUAAAUACCCUGCAAGAUAUUCACGUUUGCAAUACAAGAAACGAAUAGGAGUACAAUAAAUGAAUUGUGCAAAAGCUACUUCAUGCUGACAUAUACCCUGGAUUUGUGCAGAUCUGAGUAUGACUUCAAGUGAGAAAAUUCCAGAAGAGAUAUACAUUAUUUUUUCUAUUUUUUUAAAAAAUAUGCAUGUAUUUAUUAGGAAAGAGCCCCUUUUAAUACUUUCUGAAUAGAGAUCUAAUUACAGUUUUACUGCUGUGCUGCUUAUUUUGCCAUAAUUCAACACUGUUGGAACUUGCAUCUUGGUUUUCCAUCUGGGAAUGAAAAUCUUUCUUGUGCGCACGUGUUAUGUACCUUUGUUACUUUGUGGUGAUCUUACAGUAUUGGUGAGAACACCGUUUACUGUGCAUUUGGGACAGGAAACAGUGCAUUUAGAACUACUUUGUAGCACCUUACAUGAGCAUAAUUGGAUAUUCUUUAAAGUGCCAUAAAUUGUUUUAUCUUUGUGGUGAUCUAACAGAGUAGAGAGAGAGUCUUGCUUGCAUGAAUAUUCCAUUUGUUCAGCAGGGCUGUGGAUACUCUGUGUACAUAAAUAGACACCUAUACAUAGAUUAAUAAAGCCUGUGUGUAUUCCUGACCACUUGAAGUCCUGCUCAGACCCAAUUUUGACAAAUUAAAUUUUAUAGCAGGCAUUCCCCACAUCUUUUCCAAACAUGUCAGUGGCAACAAAGAUUAGAAAUAUAUAUAUUUAAAAACAAUUUGAAGAAUUCUGACUUCUCAACAAGAGGCCAAAUUCCACCCUUGCACAGUGCCGUCAAAUGUAUAAAAAUAUACAUAGUCCUGAAUAUAGCAUAAGAAGAAUCAUUCCUGAUCAGACCAAAGGUCAAUCAGUUUCAAACAGUAGCCAACCAAAUGUCCCUGGCUAGCUUACAAAGGCAAUAGCUCUUGCUUGCUUGUCCCCACUAUCUGAUACUUGGUAAUAUAUUCUGAAAAAGAGUUAAUUAUAGCUAAUGUCCUUUGAUUCACCUAGGCCUCAUGGAUUUGUUGAAUCCUUAAAUAUAUAUAUCAAUUUGAGUGAUUAACUCUGUUCCUUUUCAUUUCCCCAUGAUUCAAUGUCUAUGUACCUAUUUCUGUUCUGCUAAACAUCAAAAAACCAUCCACCCAAUAAUACCAGUGAUAUUAAUUAUCUAGAGCUCAGUAUUUCAGGAAGGCAAAAUGUACACCUUUUGUGUUCAGUGCAAGAACACAAUAUAAAUACAUCGAAGGUCCCUAUAUGCAGAAUGCUUGAGGGCUAUUUAAAUGGAAUAACUGAUGCUAUUGAGUUACUGUGAACAAAUACAGUGGUGCCCCGCAAGACGAAAAACUUGCUAGACGAAAGGGUUUUGCGUUUUUUGAGUCAUUCCGCAAGACGAAUUUCCCUAUGGGCUUGCUUCGCAAGACGAAACAUCUUGCGAGUUCUUGCGAGUUUGUUUCCUUUUUCUUAAAGCCGCUAAGCUGCUAAUAGCCGCUAAGCCGCUAAGCCGUUAAUAGCCGCUAAGCCGCUAAUAGCCGUGCUUCGCAAGACGAAAAAACCGCAAGACGAAGAGACUCGCGGAACGGAUUAAUUUCGUCUUGCGAGGCACCACUGUACGUUAGUCUGCAGGUUCCUGACUAGGCUACUCGCUGAAGCAAAGGAUGGAAGUGUUGGGUUUAUAUCAAGAAGACCUCAAAUUGUGCCUGUCGUCUUUGUCACUGCACACACACACAUGCAUCACUUGAUUCCUCAGUGGUUUAUUUCUGACAGCUUCAUAUGUCGACCGGCUCAGACCUGUUUCAGAUGUAAUGGAAAACCCUCGUCUUUUGUUGUUCCAAGGAGGAGAUUGUGGACACGUUUACUCCUGUUUUAAAACAAAACACAGAUUCCCAUUAUGCAGAAACUAUGGUUUGUUUAAACUACAGUUAGGAAAUAAACCAGGAUUAGAAACCACAGUUUCCUCCCAGCUUUCAUUUUGUUUUUGGAACUUAUUGGAGUUUAAACAAAUCAGAGUUCCCCAAGUUUCUACAUAAUGGGGGACUGUGGUUUGUUUAAAACUAAUAUUAUGGCCACAAAAGAAGCAAAACAGGAGGAGUGUGUGAGCCCAAGGCUUAUCAUACUUCAUUCACCUAGCUGGACAUCAUCUGAGAAGCAUUGCACUUUAGGCAAUGAUGUGAAAGCUGUGUCUGGCUUUUGAUCUGUGUUAGUACAUUCACAUCUGUGAGGCAUCAUUUGAUCAAGUGAUUAACAGGCAUGUGUACAGCAGCCCACAGCAUGUAGAUCUUGCCUCAGAGUACAGAAUAUAGAAACUAUUCCUUCUGUUGGGACUGGAACAAUGCUAGCUUGUCUCAUCAAUACCUGGAACCAAUGGGGCUCUUUCCAUUAAAGCCCAUUUACAUCAAAAGACAACUGUCCUAUUGACUCCCAUGGGGUUAGGAUAUGAUCCUUUUGUGAAUGAAAUCCUUUACUUGCUUUGCUAUAUUGCACAGCAUUUCUCUCAAGGUGUGACCAUCACUUUUCUGACAAGCUAGGCUGCUCUGGUUGUGGUGAAUAAAUGCACUUUCUAGUUCAGUGUUAAUCAGUGUAAUACAGAUGUUUUGUACAUUGCAAAGGUUGCUGCCAAACAUUUUAAGGAUAUAUGUUAAACCUCUUUUUAAAAAUAAAUAAAAAGAAGCUAGUAUUAAUGUAUAACUGGAAUGUUUGGAGCUGAUGUUUGUAUGGACAGAAUUUUUGCGUUACUGGUAAAUAUUUUUUAAAAAAACAACUUGGGGUUUAGGGUAUAUCUGUGUUUUACAUUAACUACAAUAUUCUUUUUGUGGCAGGUAAUAAAGCCAGAAGAUGGAAAUAAUAUUUAAAUAUUAUAAUAUACAGUUCAACAUGUUUUUUCCUUGCUGUAUCUCAUGAUUUGAGUUGGAUAAUAAAUACAGAUAAUUAUA
Messenger RNA from Podarcis lilfordi (Lilford's wall lizard), 37754 nucleotides. The record is from the annotation of a GenBank genome assembly. NCBI's taxonomy places the organism in Eukaryota, Metazoa, Chordata, Lepidosauria, Squamata, Lacertidae.